Molecule: messenger RNA, 972 nt
Organism: Monoraphidium neglectum
Lineage: Eukaryota; Viridiplantae; Chlorophyta; Chlorophyceae; Sphaeropleales; Selenastraceae
Exons: 3
Coding region: 1-972 (323 amino acids)
Biological process (GO): RNA 3'-end processing
Cellular component (GO): TRAMP complex; nucleolus
Molecular function (GO): poly(A) RNA polymerase activity; mRNA binding
Source: RefSeq, a predicted model, not a curated record
AUGGCGCAGCACGGCGGCCAGCAGAAGAUCAACUUUGGCGGCACAGCCUACAAGUUUCACAUAUACAGGGGCGGCGUCCUCGGCGGUGGCGCGGCAGCGGCGUGCCUGGACGACGAUGGAUUCGGCUCCCUGGGCGGCGGCACUGACGAGGGCCUCGACCCACAGCACAAUUGCGCCCCGCGCGCGCGCCUGGACCCCUUCGCGCCCGCGCAGGAGAUAGCUCAGCUAGCGGUCCUAUCGCACCCUGGGGCCGGCCCCCGCGACCAGCAGCAGCAGAAAGAGGAGCAAGAAGGUCAAGAGCAGCAGCCGGCAGACAAGGCGUCUAAUGGCGGCGGCUUCUUCAUUGAGCUGGGGUCCAGCGAUGACGAGGACGAGUCGGAGGACGAGGAAGAGGACGAGGAGGAGCAGCUGCGGCAGAAGAAGAAGCGGCGGCGGAGAAGCGCAGACGAAGCGCAGCAGCAGCAGGAGCGGGAGCGCGAGCAGCGGGGCAGGGGCGAGGGGGGGUCUGACGAGGAGGGGCAGGAGGGGGAACAGCAGGAGGAGGAGGCGGCAGACGAGCCAGAGGAGGAGGAGGAGCCGGAGUUCAUCGGUCUGGGGCUGAGCGCCGAGGCGGCCGCCGCGGCCGGCCUGGCGUCUGACAGUGAGGAGGACCCGUCAGAGGCGGCCGCGCGCCGCGAGGGCCGCGCGUUUGGGUACCAGCCGCCGUGGCACCGUGCGGUGGCUGGGUUCCGCAGCCCCAGCCUAAAGCUGCACAAUGAGAUUGUGUGCUUCUGCAAGAUGCUGGAGCCCACGGUCGAGGAGUCGUCCGCGCGCCGCGACAGCGUGGCGGAGGUGGCCGCGGUGGCCGCGGGCAUCUUCCCGGGCUGCAAGCUAGAGGUGUAUGGGUCCUACGCCACUGGCCUGUACACACCCGCCAGCGACGUGGACUGCGUCCUCACGGGUGGGCCGUGGUCCGGGGUUGGCCUGCCGUGA